AUGGCCAGACGCAAUUGUCUGAAAAGUAUAGAACUUCCUGAGCUUCCAAGGAAAUAUGACGAAUCAUUCGACCCCAGUGGUUGGUGCCAAUAUGUCAGGCUGAAGCCGCAAGUCAGCGAAAAGCCACGCAGGCCCUGCCGCUCGACCCCACCUGGGUGCAGGGAAGACGCGACGCGGGGACGCCGCUACUUGAGACGCGAUAUCUUCGAACUUCCACCAAUUCCAGUUGAAAACUGCAUUGACAAGCACUCACGAUUCAUAGAGACUACAAUCGGCUGUAUCGACUUUCAUGACUUUGACAAAAGGAAAUACUUCAGAAACUUUCAGGGAAGGCACGAUUUGGAUAUAAUUCGGCGGUCCGUACCCCUUAAUUUGUGCGAAGGUUAUCCUGGUGCGACAAUGAGAUACUUUGCCUUAAACUGGCCGGAAUAUUGCAUAUUUGCCUUUACUGACACCCACAUACCGAUCGGAGUCAUCAUGGCACUUCAAACGGAGCCGGAAAUGGCACGAAUCGUCAUGUUUGCCGUCGAACGGAGAGUCGAUCACAAAGGCGUCUGUAAGUGCGCGUUGUGUUUCUCAAGGUGA
This is a messenger RNA of Mesocestoides corti, 585 nucleotides long. NCBI's taxonomy places the organism in Eukaryota, Metazoa, Platyhelminthes, Cestoda, Cyclophyllidea, Mesocestoididae. The record is from the annotation of a GenBank genome assembly.